Ailuropoda melanoleuca (giant panda) is the source of this 2693-nucleotide messenger RNA. RefSeq names its product tubulin gamma complex component 4 (gene TUBGCP4). The coding region runs from base 54 to 2075 and encodes 673 amino acids. Gene Ontology annotation, biological process: cytoplasmic microtubule organization; mitotic cell cycle; meiotic cell cycle. Lineage: Eukaryota; Metazoa; Chordata; Mammalia; Carnivora; Ursidae. The transcript has 18 exons. The record is from RefSeq and is a predicted model, not a curated record. Gene Ontology annotation, cellular component: spindle pole; gamma-tubulin complex; microtubule organizing center. Gene Ontology annotation, molecular function: microtubule minus-end binding; gamma-tubulin binding.
UCUCCGCGGGAGGAGGGGGCGGCGCAUAUAGGGACUCGAGGUCCGCCGUGGGAAUGAUCCACGAACUGCUCUUGGCUCUGAGCGGGUACCCAGGGUCCAUUUUCACGUGGAACAAGCGGAGCGGCCUCCAGGUGUCACAGGACUUCCCGUUUCUCCAUCCCAGUGAAACCAGCGUCCUGAACCGACUCUGCCGGCUGGGUACGAACUAUAUUCGCUUCACUGAGUUCAUCGAACAGUACACAGGCCAUGUGCAGCAACAGGAUCACCAUCCAUCUCAGCAGGGCCAAGGCGGGUUACAUGGAAUCUACCUAAGGGCCUUCUGCACGGGGCUGGAUUCGGUUUUGCAGCCUUAUCGCCAAGCAUUGCUUGAUUUGGAACAAGAGUUCCUAGCUGACCCCCAUCUUUCCAUAUCACAUGUCAAUUAUUCCUUGGAUCAGUUCCAGCUCCUUUUUCCCUCUGUAAUGGUUGUGGUAGAACAAAUUAAAAGUCAAAAGAUUCAUGGUUGUCAAAUCCUGGAAACGGUAUACAAACACAGCUGUGGGGGUUUGCCUCCUGUUCGCAGUGCACUAGAAAAGAUCCUGGCCGUGUGUCAUGGGGUCAUGUACAAGCAGCUCUCAGCCUGGAUGCUACAUGGACUUCUCCUGGAUCAGCACGAAGAGUUCUUUAUCAAACAGGGUCCGUCUUCUGGUAACGUCAGUGCCCAGCCAGAAGAGGAUGAAGAGGAUCUGGGCAUUGGGGGAUUGACAGGAAAACAGUUGAGAGAACUCCAGGACUUGCGCCUGAUAGAGGAAGAGAACAUGCUGGCACCGUCUCUAAAACAGUUUUCCUUACGGGUGGAGAUUCUGCCAUCCUACAUUCCAGUGAGGGUUGCUGAAAAAAUCCUGUUUGUUGGAGAAUCUGUCCAGAUGUUUGAGAAUCAAAACGUAAACCUGACUAGGAAAGGAUCCAUUUUGAAGAACCAAGAGGACACUUUCGCCGCGGAGCUGCAUCGGCUCAAACAGCAGCCGCUCUUCAGCCUCGUGGAUUUCGAGCAGGUGGUGGAUCGUAUUCGCAGUACCGUGGCCGAGCAUCUCUGGAAGCUGAUGGUAGAAGAGUCAGAUUUACUGGGUCAGCUGAAGAUUAUUAAAGACUUUUACCUUCUGGGACGUGGAGAACUGUUUCAGGCCUUCAUUGACACAGCUCAACACAUGUUAAAAACACCACCGACUGCAGUUACUGAACAUGCCCAUGUGUUCCUCCUUGCAGACGUGAAUGUGGCCUUCCAGCAGUCUGCACAUAAGGUCCUGCUGGAUGAUGACAACCUUCUCCCUCUGUUGCACCUGACAAUCGAGUAUCACGGGAAGGAGCAUAAAGAUGCCGCUCAGGCAAGAGAAGGGCCUUCUCGGGAAACUUCUCCCCGGGAAGCCCCUGCAUCUGGCUGGGCAGCCCUGGGUCUCUCCUACAAAGUGCAGUGGCCACUACACAUUCUCUUCACCCCUGCUGUUCUGGAAAAGUACAACGUUGUGUUCAAGUACUUGCUGAGCGUGCGCCGGGUGCAGGCGGAGCUGCAGCACUGCUGGGCCCUGCAGAUGCAGCGCAAGCACCUCAAGUCCAACCAGACGGACGCCGUCAAGUGGCGCCUGAGAAAUCACAUGGCUUUCUUGGUGGAUAAUCUUCAGUACUAUCUCCAGGUAGAUGUGCUCGAGUCUCAGUUCUCACAGCUGCUGCAUCAGAUCAAUUCUACCCGCGACUUUGAAAGCAUCCGAUUGGCUCACGACCACUUCCUUAGCAAUUUGCUGGCUCAGUCCUUUAUCCUGUUGAAACCUGUGUUUCACUGCCUGAACGAAAUCCUAGAUCUCUGUCACAGCUUUUGCUCACUGGUCAGUCAGAACCUGGGCCCGCUGGAUGAACGUGGGGCUGCCCAGCUGAGCAUCCUGGUGAAGGGCUUUAGCCGCCAGUCUUCACUGCUGUUCAAGAUUCUGUCCAGUGUUCGGAACCAUCAGAUCAACUCAGAUUUGGCACAACUACUCUUACGACUAGAUUAUAACAAAUACUACACUCAGGCUGGAGGAACUCUGGGCAGUUUCGGGAUGUGAAAAAACCUCGUUCACAAACUGAGGGUCUCUCACCGCGUUCCCAAAUCUGUGACGGAAGAUUGAAAACAUCCCACUUUCCAGCCAUUCGACAAAUGCCUGCAGCCUACUGAGGGCCCUACCUUUUUCUCCUACUCAACAUUCACAGGCACAGAUCCUUCCCAUGUGGAACGGUCCACCCCACCUUAGGGGAGGUCGUAACUCACCCAGCACGGAGGACACAGGUGCCAGCUCUCCCUCUGCUGACCCUGCAAGAUCCUUCACACUGACAACAUCUGUUGGACACAUCCAUUUGUUGAGCACCUAACUCUGUGCCUAGGUACUGGUCAAGCUGCGAGAGACAGCAGUAAGUAAUAACUUCCAAUUAUUUCAGACGAUAAGAGGGCAAUUCUAGCUAUUGACGAUGUAUUUAAAGUAUUACUAUAUUAACGAAGAAAAGGAGUCCUUACGAAAAAAAGACUGGGGUCUAAUUAUUAGAUUUCAAAUAUUGAAAACUGCGAGUCUAAUUAUCCCCUCUUGGAAGAACCACAGGAGUUAAGGUUCCCCUAAUCUGGCCCAACCGUUAACUCUAAUUAUUGAUGUUUAUAUUGGUGUGAACCAAAAUAAAUGUUGAUUGAACAA